This is a messenger RNA of Artibeus jamaicensis (Jamaican fruit-eating bat), 3290 nucleotides long. RefSeq names its product deoxycytidine kinase (gene DCK). Bases 183 to 965 code for a protein of 260 amino acids. Gene Ontology annotation, cellular component: cytoplasm; mitochondrion. Gene Ontology annotation, biological process: nucleobase-containing compound metabolic process. Lineage: Eukaryota; Metazoa; Chordata; Mammalia; Chiroptera; Phyllostomidae. The transcript is spliced from 8 exons. The record is from RefSeq and is a predicted model, not a curated record. Gene Ontology annotation, molecular function: deoxycytidine kinase activity; ATP binding.
CUCUUUAGACGUCGGGCACCCGCCCUCGGCAGCCACUCCACUUAGGAAUCGCCCUCCCCUCUCCCCGAGUCCCCGCGUCCCCGGAAGAGGUCGGGGAAUGAACCGGCGGCGGCGGCUCUGGCACCUGUGAGGAUUUCCUAGCCCUUCCUGCCCCAGGCUAUCCGACCGCCACUAGACUAGGAAUGGCCACUCCGCCCAAGAGGAGCUGCCUAUCUCCGGCGACCAGCUCUGGGGGAACCCGCAUCAAGAAAAUCUCGGUCGAAGGGAACAUCGGUGCAGGAAAGACAACAUUUGUGAAUAUCCUUAAACAAAUCUGUGAGGAUUGGGAAGUGGUUCCUGAACCUGUUGCCAGAUGGUGCAAUGUUCAAAGUACUCAAGAUGAAUUUCAGGAAUUGACAACAUCUCAGAAAAGUGGUGGGAAUGUGCUUCAGAUGAUGUAUGAGAAACCCGAGCGAUGGUCUUUUACCUUCCAGUCUUAUGCCUGCCUCAGUCGAAUACGAGCUCAGCUUGCUGCUCUGAACGGCAAGCUCAAAGACGUGGAGAAACCUGUAGUUUAUUUUGAGCGAUCUGUAUAUAGUGACAGGUAUAUUUUUGCAUCUAAUUUGUAUGAGUCUGAUUGUAUGAAUGAAACGGAGUGGACAAUUUAUCAAGACUGGCAUGACUGGAUGAAUAACCAGUUUGGCCAAAGCCUUGAACUGGAUGGAAUCAUUUAUCUUCGAGCCACUCCAGAGAAAUGCUUGAGCAGAAUAUAUUUACGGGGAAGAAAUGAAGAGCAAGACAUUCCUCUUGAAUAUUUAGAGAAGCUUCACUAUAAGCAUGAAAGCUGGCUCCUGCAUAGGACACUAAAAACCAACUUUGAUUAUCUACAGGAAGUGCCUAUCUUAACACUGGAUGUUAAUGAAGACUUUAAAGACAAGCAUGACAGUCUGGUUGAAGAGGUCAAAGAAUUUUUGAGUACUUUGUGAUCUUGCUGAAGACUACAGGCAGUGAAAUGACUCCAGAUACUUCAGCCUUAUGUGACUUUGAAAACCCAAGUUUUUAACCAUUUUUGUCCCAAGAAAAAAACUUUUUUCAUGAAUCCUAUAUAAAAUUUUAUGACCAGUUUUCUCUUCUCUCUUCCCUCUUCCCCCCUCUUCCAUCUUCCCUCUUCUUUCUUCUUCCUUAAGAGGAAUCUAAGGAACAAAAUAACUAAUGAGUAAAACAGAACCAGAGGCGUGGAAACAUGGAACAGACUGACAGGGGCCAGAGGGCAGAUGAGGGGAUAAUGGUGGAAAGAAGGGGAAGGGAUUAGACAGAGAACAUGUUCCAAUGACCCAUGGACAUGGACAAGUAUGGGGAUUGACUGUGGGAAUGUGGGGUGGACUCAAUGGAGGAUGGCAAAGGGGGGAAGAUCGGGACAACUGUAAUAAUAAUAAUAAUAAAAAAUUUAAAAAAGAAGUAUGGACAAUAUAAUAUUACAGCAACAGCCACCAAUUACCAUUGAGAAUUUUUGUGAAUGACCAAAUGGAUAAUUAAAUAUUGUGACAAGUCAAAAAAAAACCUCAAAGGACAUUUAGUUAUCAUUCAUGGCAAGUCUGGAAGUAGAUGGUUCUAGAAUCAUUAUAGUGGCCAAACUGUAUCAUAAAGGACACAGGAUCCUUCUGUCUUUCCCCUUUGUUAUCCUCCUUAGCAGGUUGGCUUUUUUCCUGGUGUUUCUCAUCUCACUGUUGACCAGUUCCUUAACUUGAUUUCUUAACUGGAAAACUUUAAUGUUACAUGGAAAAUGGUAAUGUGUCUAUGUGAAUUAGUGCAAAAAGCUGAAAGUGGAAUUUAAGGAAUCUCAAGAAAAAGAAUUGAGAAGUUGUAAGUACUUUUGAUCCACUGUGGUCCAUUCUACCUCAAUUUAUGUGGAAGAUAAGACCACGUUUAGUAUUUAAUAGAUUCACUGAUAUUUAUUAGUGUGUCUAUAAUACAUUCCUAGAGCAGCAAGUUAGGUUUUGUUCCCAUUUGUAAUGGAUACAUCUGUGCUGUGAGUGACACUUCAUCUUUUUGCAUGGUAUUUUGGAUGAUUAAAGAGGAAAUGUUUUUAUACUUAAAAGAUAAGUGAAGAUUAUUAUGUGAGUAAAUGAUUUAAUUUAUAUAGAGCUUAAAGUAGCUAACUACUUGCUUCCUUUUCAGACCUUUUUUUAAUGAGGAAAUAGUACUGUUAUAGUUUAAAGAUUGGUUUAAACUAUGAUUGUCUUUAAAUCAUUUGAGGCGGAAAUAGUUUUCCCUGCAUUUCUUUUCAUUUUUAUAGGUAAAACAUUAGUGGGACAUAGUAAGGGAUGAGCUUCUCCAUUUUACUCUUAAUGACUCUGCACUGGGAAUAAAUAUCUUCUUUCAUUACCUUUAUACUUUGUAAGAAGUCAAAGAGAAACUGAAGACAAGGUAGAUUACCUUCUUAGCAGUUUAGCUUGCUUAGUCCCACCUGUUAUUUCCUGCCUCCUCCUGGUUUCUCUACUGUCUGAACUAGGCAGCCUGCUAUUUUAAAGUCUCACACUUCUACUUUGAGAACAUUGUGAUUAAUCUUCACUUCACAGUUGGCUUUGCUUCUCUGUAGGGUUACACCUUAAGUUUUAUUUCUACUCCUUUAAGAUAAUUUACUGAUAAAAAUGAUCUUGCUUUGUAUGUUAUAUAUCUUGAAAGCAUUAUCAUUUUAAUAUAUAUUAGGAAAUAAAGAAGAAAAAGAAUAAAAUAGUUAACAAUUUUUAAAACUGCAUGGAUUCAUUUUAGUUCUUUGUAUCAUUACGGAUUUUUUCAAGUUUGUUUAGUUUAAAGCAUGAAGUGUUUUUUUCUAUGUCUUUCUGUUUCUACUUGACAUUUUAGAAAAAUUCUUUUUUUGAAAUGAGAAGAGUCACUUUUACUUUGAAACUGUUAUUUCCUAUUUAAAAAUGUUAUCUUUUGCUUCUUGAGAUAAUUUAGUGGGUUAAACAAUCUAGAUGUACUGAACUUUGAAAGGGAAACUGCAUUUCAAAUCUGUAAUCACCAUAUUUAAAACUCUCAUUCUAUAUGUUUUUUGUUUAGUAAACAAAAUCAAUUUGGUUACUAAAUUAAACAUUUGGUUAAUAAAUAAGUAUAGCCUUGACUGCUGUGGCUCUGUGGAGUGUUGUUCUGCAAAGUGAAAGGUCUCCAGGUCAAUUCCUGGUCUGGGCACACGUCUGGGUUGCAGUUCUGUUUCUGGUUGGUGUGUGUACGAGAGGCAACUGAUCGAUGUUUCUUUCUCACAUCAGUGUUUCUCUUUCUCCAUCCCUUGCCCUUUCUCUAAAACUAAA